AUGGUUGUGAACGUUGAGCGCGACAGCUGUGGAACGCUCUCAUUCGCCAAAGACUCGUUGCAUUUGCAGAACCUCGCCAUGAAUCAGCAGCAGAACUCGCGGUCCGAGUCCUCGCCCUCGUCCAGCCACUCGAACGAGAUGAGCGGCGAUGCCGAGGGCGUGUGGUCGCCGGACAUUGACCAGGCCUUCCACGAAGCCCUGCAGAUCUAUCCGCCCUGCGGUCGGCGGAAGAUCAUCCUCAGCGAGGAGGGGAAGAUGUACGGGCGAAAUGAGCUGAUCGCAAGAUACAUUAAAAUACGAUGUGGCAAGACAAGGACGCGGAAACAGGUUUCAAGUCAUAUUCAAGUGUUGGCAAGGAAGAAACAUCGGGAAUUGCAGAGCAAAGUCAAGGUAUUCUUUUGUGAUUUUUAUCAAAAAUUGUCCCGCGCAACCGACGGUUUCCCAAAAACAUUUCUGCUAUCUUUCUGUUCGUAUUCUUCUCUUCGAGGACCCAGUUGAUCGUCGAACUCGGAUUAUAAUUCAAUUUUUUGUAAAAAUAUAGAUUGUGGGUUUUCCAUUGAUUGUAAUUGUGGUUACGAAACGCUGGAAAUGGUGUUAUUUCGAGUGGGGAUUAGGGGUUUUUCACGACAGGGAAAUCUCUCUCGAGAACUGGGCUUCUUAACUGGUCCGGGCCGCGAAUACAGUACAGUUCUGGGAAUUCGAGUCCUGACUUGACCCGUUUCUCUGAUAUGUAAACGGAUUAUGCCCUGAUUCCGAUGUAUGGCCCGCUAAAUUCUCCUCUUCGCACAAAUGCCUGGUGCUAUAUAGCGAUGAGAGUAACGUUAGUUUCAUUCCAGACGCAAGAAGUCAAAACCGAGGAUCUCUCGAACCCGCCGCCCUCCGAAUUCACCCCGCCAUCCCUGCUCACGCACACCCCCCUCACCACAACCGCAAUCUCAACGCCCUCGAUGCAGAUGGCGUCCCAGAACCUGCUCCACAAGUCCAUGGUGGACCACGCCAAGGUGCAGGCGUUGGCCGAGGCCGCUGUCGCGGCGGUGGCGGCGUCGGCGGCGAACAACUCCACCCUGCCCAUCUCCACGAACACCUCGCCCGAUGCGGGUGCGCUGGCCGCAUCCACAGGUCUGCCUUGGCAGUACAUGGUGCCGGGGAUGUUCAACAACAACUUUUACGGAAAUGUCUCGAUGUAAGUUCCGUUUCGAACGUAUUCGCCCACUUCUUCGAAUUCUUUGCCUACAGGGGAUUUCGGAAUCUUUGAAACCCCGUAUUUCCCAAAUUCCAACCGGUAGCCAAGUAUGUGAGGUAUGCGAGUUUAUACGGAAAAUGCCCGGAAGGCCGUUAAUCCCCUUUCCUGUUUAUGGACUCGAAUUCCAGUUGCUUGUUAGUCAUACCCGCAGGGGAUUAGCAGCUGCGGUUAUUGAGCAUUGGUCAAGGGCUUUGUCUUUUUGUCUUUUUUUUUGUGCCUUUGUCUGCAAGGGUUAAGCGAUUCCGAAAAUCGCCAGCACAGAUACAAUAAAAACUAUUUCGGGGGAGUUAUGCAAUCUUUUUGUUGGGAAACAUUGUAUUAUUAAUCUUUGUGGCAGAAUAUUACAAAACACACCUUUUUUCAUAUCUCAAAUUUACAAAAUAAUUUUUUCGUAUUUUAGGAAUAACGACGAGAAUCUUUACACGCAAUUUGCGGCCGCCGCGCUCUCCGCUCAACAACAAAUGAACACCGCGUUCGGCGGCCAAUCCAACGGCAACGCCAACGGCGCUGCGUCCUUGAUUGGGGCGAUGCCCGUCCUCAACAAACUCCUUCCCCAACUCCCGCUGAACGCGGGCCCCUCAUCGCUGCUCGGCGGAUCUCCCCCAUUCCCCGCGAACCCCGAGGUCCCCACGCUGUCGAUCAAGUCGAGCAAACUGAGUUUGGCCGGCUUCAGCGCCUACGUGGACAUGACUGUGAACGGGCAGAGGGAGCGGACGGAAAUGGUGAAGAUCCCCAAGUUCGCGGACGAGCCCCAGGAUCGGAUCUCGUUCGCCACAAUCGGCGGGAAAUAUCCCCCCAAACUGCAGGAGCUUUACAAUCAAGGCCCCAAGGACGCGUUCUUCCAUGUCAAGGUCUGGGCCAACAUUGAUUUCGAAACAAGCGAGGAGGGAAACCCGUUGUACGCGGUGGAUGAGAACUAUGAAAGCCCAUACGAAUUCCCCAUUAAUGUGUCCACAAAGCUGUGCUCGUUCGGAAAACAACAGGUCGAAAAAGUUGAGGUGAGCAAAAAUUUUUAAGGAUUUUAUUUUUUGAGUGAAAAAAAACCGAAUUUUUUAUUCGAUUUUUAAACUUCUCACAUUUUUUUCGACAUUCGAGACUUCAAAUCGUCUUUUUUUCUAAAAUUUUUGCAAAACACAAAAAUUUUACAAAUGCUUGGGGUUCAGCUCCUACUCCCCAGUGUAAGUAAACCACCACCUUCCAAACACCGGGCAUUCCAUUAGUCAGCUUCAGAAAAUUUCCCAACACGCAAAGUUUGACAUAUUUUUGUGAGGCCAGAAAUUUGAACCGAACGGAGUCUUGCGUGAUGUUUUCGGUUCAGUCACCGCUCUAAGGUUUUCGUAACUGUAAUUCCCAGAAAACGGAGGGGUUUUUUUAUUAAUUGGCAUUUAAUAAUCAAAUAAAAAAAUGAAAACAAAAAAUGUAACAAAAAUUUAAAAAAAAAAAAACUAAUUUUUCGCCUACUGUAGGCCGUAUUUUACAAAUCUAUUUUCGCCGCUUUACUGUAAAAUACAAAGGGUGCGGAGAAUGACGACAAUGAAUCAUUGCACAAUUAAAGGUUGUACAAUAUCCUCAGAAAUUUUCGGCCGAAGAACAAUUCCUUCUUUUGCUCACAACGUUUUUUUCAAAUUUUGUAGCUUGUUCGCUCUUUGGGUUUGUAGGUAGCGAUUUGGGAAAGGCAAAUAAUCGAUGGAGACAAUGUGUAUUCAGUUGUGGCGUUUUUUGAACACAUGGCUUAAUGAGAAUGGGCUGUGUGAACUUUAAAAAUUGCAUUUUCUCAAAGGAUAUGAAACAGAUCCCAAUGAAACUUGUCGCAGAUUCAGAUCAGCAUUUUUUGAGAAAAAUAAUCAGCGGUUUCUUUGAAAAAACGAAAAAAAUUGCAAAAAGUUUCUUCUCUGACCGUCUCUCAUCAUUUUGCAUAGUCUCUCGUCUGUUGAUGAAUAUCUCGGCUGUUUUUGUUAGAUACGGGCUAAAAUUUUCAAAGAUUAAAAAGUAUGAAACAAGCAAUAUUUUUAUGAGAAUUUACUAUUUUUUUAUUAUUUUUAACUAUCAAAAACCCCAAAAACUUUGAAAAAAACCCUUUUAGACCAUUCUAACCCACUCUUCUUCCAGGACGCAACCAACACCUCCGGCGAGGGCCCCGUGCACAAGUAUCAGCUGGAGGGCUCGCCCAUGUGCGACUAUAUGGUGCAAUUCAUCACCGAGCUGAAGAAGCUGCAGAACUACGAGCUGAUGAACUCGGUGCUGGACAACUUCACCGUCAUGCAGACGGUGACGGACAAGGCCAGCGGCGAGACCCUCAUGGUUAUUUGUUUUUCGUUUGAGAUUUCGCCCGAGCCCGAGCCGUCCUGUCGCAUCUACAAGAUUGUCGACUAA
Bursaphelenchus xylophilus (pine wood nematode) is the source of this 3616-nucleotide messenger RNA. Lineage: Eukaryota; Metazoa; Nematoda; Chromadorea; Rhabditida; Aphelenchoididae. The record is from the annotation of a GenBank genome assembly.